Molecule: messenger RNA, 869 nt
Organism: Corylus avellana
Lineage: Eukaryota; Viridiplantae; Streptophyta; Magnoliopsida; Fagales; Betulaceae
Product: plant/protein
Source: RefSeq, a predicted model, not a curated record
UGGCGGUGUUGGUGUUUCGCCGUAAAUGUAGUAGGCUGAGCUUACGAAACGAUAUCGUUUCUGCCUAUUCAGCCUACCCCUUCCCGUCUUCAUUCAAUCCUUUGCAGGUCCAGCCGAUAAUCUCAUCUGUUAACUUGCCUUUCCAUUAUCCUCCUCCAACUUUCUCGAGAAAGUGACAGAAAAUUGGAAGUCAAAAGGAAAAAUUCAAAGAAACCCAAAACUCCAAAAACCAUGAGGUCCUUGUAUUUCACUCCACCAGCCACACCCAUUUCAAUCCGUAAUCCUCGUAUAUCACUCACAAAUGGCGCCUCUGAGCUGUGUUUCCCAGUUUCAUUUCAUCCAAUUCAGCCUCUUCAACAUCCACUCACUGUUCUAAAAUCUCAGUCUCAUCCAAACCCACAGAGCAAUUUACAUGGAGUAGGAGAAGAAGAAGACCCAGAUGCCCAAGAUGCCCAAGUUCAAGACUUGAGGGUCCCAGAGCAUUGGUCGGUGCCCUCCAAGGCCUUGGAGGAAUCGGAGUGGCUUAGGUUUACCCUGCAUAAAUGGUUGGAUGAUGAGUAUUGUCCAGAGGAAACCAAUGUGGAAAUCAGCAAGGUUGCUGCCAAUUCAUACUACCAAUCUCUGCUACAAAAACAAACAGACCUGGGCGAAAUAUUGUUGAAGAUGGCCAGAGAAUUGGAAUCCAUUUCCUACCAAGAAAGCUUUCAUGGGGCAUUCUCCUCUGCAAAUGCAGCAGUGAACUUGAUUGUCCAACGUAUAGCUCAGGUCUAGUUGUUUAACAAAGUUGAGCUCUGUGAAAAGUAACAAACAACUUUCUUGUGCAAAUAUAGACAACACAUGAGUUUCUAACAUCGUACUCAAUCUUGGUU